GUUAAAUAUUUAUCUUUUCGUUAAAGAUUAUUAACAUGUUAAAGGAAUUUAAAGGAUUUGUUUUUACUUAAGAAAAUGUCAUAAUGAAUUUUAGUCUCCUUUGCAUUAAUAAAUUGCCAUACACUGCCCUCAAGUGGCCAAAAAAUAAAUAAAAUAAACCCUUUUAAAAAAAUGUAUUUCUUUUUCUAGAUAUCUGAAAAUUGCUGGUAAUAUUUAAGAACAUGUAGUGUUUUUCUUUUCCUUUCCUCUUUUGCUUGCAAUGCAAUCUGAAUUUAAUGAUUUUUAAUAUAUUUUUUUAAUUAACUCUAAUGUGAGAUGAUUUUUGUGAGAUAUUAUUUCAAAGAAUCUUAAAAAAACACCCACCCCUGCAGUCAUUGUUGUUUAAAGGAGUAUUUCCCUCUCAGAAGGAAAUCCGCCACACAAGGUCAAUGCGUGUCGCUGGGUUUUGCAGCUUAAGUUGCAGCAAACGCUCAUAUUGUCUUCAUCACGGGUGGAAAGAUUUGUGACCCCACAAGUUUCCUUAGAACGCAGUUUCUGAUCCAGAUCCUGCGAAGCUGGGGCGACUCUCUCCCCGACUUUGCUGCGACCUUGCAGCUCGCCUCUGUGUAGCAUUGCCUUACAACGGGUCAGCAUUAGAUUAUGUCAGCCACUAGCACAAAAGACACACACAUUGACUUUGUGACACACAUUCUGUGCAUAUUUGUCACCGACACACACAAGCAAGACGGCGCAGGGAAACUCAGGCUGAUGCCUGCCCCCCACACACUCAAUUGCAGAGAGCGCUUUGUGCAUUCACUGGCUGGGCAGCUAUUGAACACAGAGAGAGGGACUGGUGGGAGGGGGAAGAUGGAGACAGAAAGAAAGAGAAAUAUUACAAAGAGCAGCAGACCUAGACAGAUAGAGAGGAGGAGAUAAGGGCUGCAGUAGCGCCGGGGAGCAGAUCCUGCUAACACAAACUAGUUGGAAGCCAGAGUUAGCAAGGCAGGAAGGGGAGUGUAGAAAAAAAAGGAAGGGGAUCAGGGCUUGUGGAACAGAAAGGAAGAGUUGUUGUUUAAGAGGCUGGGGGAAUCUGAUGGGAUGGCAUUGAUCCCUGGGAGCUGCCGACUCUUGGGCCAGAUGGCGUCUUGUUGCUGCAGACCUCUCCUCAACUCCUCCUGCUGCCAGCCGCUCAUCAAGGUCUGCCUCUCCUCCUUCACAGGUCGGUCCCAGCCCGCUCUCUAUGCUCUGCUGUCAUGAGACGGACUGCUACUCUCAGAUAGGCAGGAACAUAGUUCAUUGCACCACCAUGGGUAACACUCUUAGUCAUGAAGACAUAUCUCCCGCUGAGCUGGAUGCUCUUUGGAGGGAGCCGCCAUACACUCUUGGGGGAACAAAUGAACACUUUUCAGGAAAUGACAUCAUGACUGAAGGUGAAGAGAAGGAUGGACCUGUGGGGGAACCAGGGGAAAGGAGUGCAGAACGAGACAACUACUGGAAGAAGAAAGAAGCUUUCCUCAGAGGAAGUACUGUCUCUAUAGGGGACAAAUUUUCUUCAGAAAUUGUGCUUUUGUUCACCGGGCGGAGACGUUCCAGUGAGGAUCCUGACCGGAACCUGCAGGAAGCGCUACGUACUCGGCUCAGAGUGGUGGAGAGCAACAGCAAAGAUGUUGUGCAGCUUUUCAAAGACUUGUCUGCACGUCUGGUCUCAGUCCACGCUGAGAAAGACAGCUUUGUGCUCACUUUCAAAACCGUGGAGGAGAUGUGGAAGUUCUCAACUUACCUUUCAUUAGGUUAUGUUGCUCGCUGUUUGGAAAACUUCCUGUGUGAUCAGUCCUUCUGGCUGGACUCAGAGCUGCUUAGUGACCUGGAGAUCAAUGUCAAGGUGGAUGAGGAACAUCUGGCCACCCUGUAUUUGAGACUUCUCAAACAGGAAGGAUUCUUUUUUGCAAAGGCGCUGUUCAGUAGACGUGAUGAGGAUGGAGAAGAGGACGAACAGCUGUUGUUUAACAAGAAUGACCUGCUGCUGGUGAGGGACACCGGACAGGGAAACAUGUGGGAGGGCACCCUGCUUUCCACAGGGAACCAUGGCCUGGUGCCAGUCAACGCCAUGCAGCCGAUGCCUUACCCCUUCUAUCAGUGGUUCCUGAGGAAGUAUCCGGGUCAUGCUGAAUGGUCGCCUUUAGAAAAGGAGCAGUUUGAACAUCCCAUCGUGACGGGUUCCUGUGUGGCUGUAGUGGACUACAGUCCCGUAGGGCCGGACGAGCUCCAGCUGAGCCAAGGGGACACAGUGGAGAUCCAAGGCCUGCUGCUCCGAGGCCUCGGGGUCUUCAUAGGGACACACGCCUCCACAGGACGCACCGGCUUUGUACACAGGGCUCAUGUCAAGCCUCUGAACACCACACCGUUAGACAAACGAUUAUUCUUUCUUGCUGAUGAGGAGAGGGCCAGCCUGGCUCACGUUAACCCGUGUAGCUCUGAGCCAAGUGACAGCAGCUUACUGGAAAGACUGUUCUCAUCUGACAUCAGCUCCGUCUACAGGCUGGAUCGACUGGACGAGACAGACUUUACGUACAUCCAGAAUCGCCCAAAACAUGAUUAUAAAGUCCUUACGAGCGCCCGUCAAAGCAUGAUGUCAGAACGAAGCGAAGGGACAUCGCCAUUCCAGUUCUCCCCUCGCCCCUCCGUCUCUCACUCCUCCCCCAGUGUGUCCCACCGUCACUCCCACAAUCCUUUGCGAUUAUCCUUCACACUGGAUGACACAUUCAGAGAACUGGAUGAGUUUCAGGAGGAUCCACCUCUGUUCCUGGAAGAGAACAGCUGGGAAGGUGAGGAGUCAGAACUCAGCGACCCCACACUGACUCUGCUCAACCAGGAUCACUACCAGGAGGACUUCCUGCCUUUAUAUGACCUGCACUAUUCUUUUCUGUGGCUGACAUUCGGCGGUAAGCCGGAGGACGAACUGUCGGCUCAUCUUGAAAGUGUUAGGGAGUGUUCUAAAAGACUGGGCAUGCACUGGGCACACCGGCGAGCAUGUUUUGUUCUAGGAAGACUGUGUGCCAGGAAGCUAAAGUUCUCACAGGCUCGUGUGUACUUCGAAGAGGCUCUGAGUGUUUGUGUUGACAGCUUCUCCGACACACCACUCCUGGUAGCUCUCUUGACCAACCUCACAGCCGUCUACCUGAAGCAGCGCAUGAAGGACAAACUGCCUCAGACUCUGGAAAAAGCCAGUGCGCUGCUUCUCUGUCUCCCUAGCCACACUUUCGCCUCCAAAGAUGAAGCUGAACUGCUGAAGCUGCUCCUGAGAAGAUCGGUGGUUUUGGGGGACAAGCACUUGGAAGCUCGUGUCUGCUACCUCAUGUCCACCCUCUUCCUGCUCCUCAACAAGAACGACGAUGCCUUACCGUUUGUCGAGCGCCUUCAGUUCCUGACACUGACGCUCUCUGCUGCUGAAGAGGGUCCUGUAGCACCUUUGGACCUCAACUGGCUCUUGAGCUGCCUUUAUCACCGAAAAUACAUGCCUUACUUAGCUCUGGCCUCUGUGAGUCUGGACUCUCGGCAGGACCACUCGCUUGAUGACGCCUUCCAAAAGAUCGAGUUAUUUAUUAAGAAUUCCGUUCGCCUGAAUCCAUCUUGGAGGGAGGGGAGCUCCCUUCUCCCUGCACAGAUUGUGGUUUACCUGCAGCAGACCCUGACUAUAGCUGAACUGAGCGACAACACAAAGACCCAGAGGGAUCUGUGUAUGGGCUUGGCAUCCAUCUACCAGCAGUAUGGUACUUUUGAUAAAGCAGUUCGCUGUGCACAGCAAGCCGUGGAGAUCGGGAGUCACAUGAAUGAGGAGGAUGGCUUUGAGGCUUCUGUGCUGCUUGGAUGGUUGUUGGUGUUGACCGGUCAACCCGAGAAAGCCCAGAGUGUCCUACAACCACUGCUAGCGUCACUACAGAGUACAGACAGUCCCACUCAGCGAGGAGUGAUCCAUAACCUUUUGGCUUUAAGUCUGAGGCAUCAAAGUCGAAUCAAAGAGGCGGGACGAAAUUUCCACGCUGCCCUGGUCAUCUCGAGGGAAAGUGGAAACCAGAGGAAUCAGGCCCUGGCUUUGGCUAACCUGGGCUGUCUGGCACUGGUUGCAGGAGCAUCUUUGAUUGCAGAACGCUUUCUAGUCAGAUCUCUAUGCCUUUUUCUGGAGCUUUGGGAGAGCCCGACAGAUGAGGAGCACGUUCAGGCCUACCUCUGGCUUGGGCGGAGCUUCAAAGACAGGGGGAGGAGUCAGGAUAUCCGGGCAUGCUAUGAAAUGGGCCUACUGAUUGCUCUGCAUGCCAGAAACCUGCAUAGUCAAAUGGUGGUGGCAAAGGCACUGAGUCGGCUGUAUGCAGACAUGCUCCUCUACGGUCAGAGCAUCGUUUACUAUGAACACUGUGUGCUAGUUUCCCGAGAGCUGAAGGACAAGAGGUUGGAAGGAGAGUAUCUGGAGAUCCUGAGCAGCCUCUACCUCUCGCUCAACACCGAGAAGUCUUCUCGUAAGUCUCUUGACUACACCAAGCAAAGCCUGCGGAUCUCUAUUGAUCUGGGAAAGCGGGAGGAAGAGUCAGAGACCUGGCUGCAGGUGGGACGCAUAUAUUAUCUCAUUCACGAAGACGAGUUGGCUGACAUGUACCUGCAGGCAGCAGUGAAGACAGCCUUGAGGAUGAAUGACGCUCCCUUCACUAUGAGCAUCUAUGAGGAAGCAGGAGACGUCUACUUUAAAGGACACAAGAACCGAAUGGCUUCAGUACCUUUCUAUAGGGAUGGAAGUCUGCCAUUUGCACGAAGCAUCAAUGACAUCCACUCUGAGUUUCGUUUGCUGAGCAAACUGACAGAGCUGCUGAUGUCCCAAGGUGACCAGGAGGAGGCGCUGCAGUAUGCAACACUGGCUGCUCAGAUUGCCAAUAAAACUGGAGUGCGUGUGAAUGAGAGGACUGCAUACCAUCGACUGGCUACUAUUUAUUACAACCUGGAGCAUUUUGAGAUGGCAGAAAACUACUACCUGAAAUCCCUGUCUGUGUGUUCGCCUGUCCUGCAGCACUCCAAAGAGGCACGCUACUACACUAAAGUUUACAGCAGACUGGGAAACCUAACUUUGCACAAACUCAAGGAUGCUUUUGAUGCGCUGGGAUACUUCCAGUUGGCUCUGGCAGCUGCUUUGGAGGACCAAGCUAAUCCUGAGGCAUUGUAUGUGGUCUACAUGAAGCUGGCGGAAAUCCACGGCAACCACUUGCCUGAUGCUCAGCUGUGCCAAGUUUACAGAGACCGAGCCCAGAGUUUGAAGAAGGUACUCGCUGGUUUGGGAAGUUCUGCUGCCGGAGAGGAAACUGUUGACGAGGCAAAUGCAGAGCUGGGGGAAGAGAUGAAGGAGAGCUUGGAUGACGAGUUUCAAGAAGAUUUGGAGAGAAAUUUGACUUUUGAAUGUAUACCUGAUAAUAAGCACUGUGAACUUAACUCAACUCUGAGACCUCUUACGAUCCCCGUGGACUUAAAAAACAAAAGCGCAGGCAUGAAUCUGAAAGAGGAUUCUGGGCAAAAGCUCCACAGUCACUUUCUUCCAGACAUGGAGAGUCCUCCUGCUUCUGAGUCCGACACCAUUGCCAGUCAGUCCUUCAGAGACAGUAUUUUAACAGAGUCCUUUGACACGGCUAAAGAGCACAUCUCCGACUCGAGCAGCUCCACCGACGUUUACCAAAAUCCAACCGAAGGCACAGACUCGAAAUUCGACUCUGAACACAGCACGCCAAGUCAAAUACCGUUCAACCACGCAAGCGAUCGCACAGAAUGUGUAGAUGGGAGGGACACGGAUUCUGAUGUUCCAGAUGAAGAAAACACACCCGUAGAAGAGACGGAGGCAAGCGCAGCUCUGAUCCAGCAGGAGCCGGAUUCAGUCCAGGAGAUUAGCCUAGAUGAUGUUGGCAGCUGCACAGAGGAACAUGCAAUGGAGACCUGUGACACAUGCAGUGACUAUACAAACACAACAGAAUAGUUUCUUAUAGCACUUUAUGGUUUCUUGUUUUUGUAUUAGAUCUCACGGUCAACAGACAGACCGCUACGUUCCAGCCGCACGGCAACUUUUCUAUGACAUGUAAUGUCAGUAAUUGUGUCGGAGUCUUACUCACUUUAAAGUGUAGUACUACCGUCUAAUAUAUGUGAUUAUAUAACAACAUCCAAGCUUGUAUAUAUGUUUUUUACAAUGUCAUGUCUCUCAUUGAGAUGAAACAACUGAGAGAAA
This is a messenger RNA of Oryzias melastigma (Indian medaka), 6232 nucleotides long. It is a transcript of the gene sh3tc2, whose product is annotated as SH3 domain and tetratricopeptide repeats 2. Gene Ontology annotation, biological process: regulation of ERBB signaling pathway; regulation of intracellular protein transport. Gene Ontology annotation, cellular component: recycling endosome. Gene Ontology annotation, molecular function: protein binding. The transcript is spliced from 22 exons. Lineage: Eukaryota; Metazoa; Chordata; Actinopteri; Beloniformes; Adrianichthyidae. The record is from RefSeq and is a predicted model, not a curated record. Bases 1220 to 5986 code for a protein of 1588 amino acids.